This is a messenger RNA of Ascoidea rubescens DSM 1968, 4710 nucleotides long. It is a transcript of the gene SSK22, whose product is annotated as mitogen-activated protein kinase kinase kinase SSK22. Gene Ontology annotation, biological process: protein phosphorylation. The transcript is spliced from 2 exons. Lineage: Eukaryota; Fungi; Ascomycota; Saccharomycetes; Ascoideales; Ascoideaceae. The record is from RefSeq and is a predicted model, not a curated record. The coding region runs from base 1 to 4710 and encodes 1569 amino acids. Gene Ontology annotation, molecular function: ATP binding; protein kinase activity.
AUGUCUUACAAAUUUCCUUCCCUUCCUCACAAAUCUCCAAAUCAAAAAAACAAAAACGACAAAAACGACAAAAAGAAACUAUAUCCUAUCCAACGUUUCUCCGAUGAUACUUACAAUAACUUGAAUUCAAAAUACAACUCUAUCUUCCAAAACGUUGAUAAAGAUAUUAAAUCUGAAAACGAAUUAAUUCAAUUACACAAUAACCAAAUUGUUUCUCAAUCUGAGAGAAGCAAUAAUCCCAACCCCAACGAUAAUAAUCACAGUAGCGUCACCGAUAACUCGCAAUCAAACGAAAUUUUGAAAAAAGACCAAAUUAUUGAAGAUGUCUUUUACACAAAAAGUUCUGAUGAACUCAUUAAAAUUAACAUUAAUGAACUAAACAGAGAUCCGGAUUUGAAAUGCUCAAUUUUAACAUCUGGUGAAAUCAGAUUCCAUACUGAUCCCCUUAAAGAUAAAAAAAUUAGAGAGCGAUUUGAAUGGGAAUCAAUGGUUCAUUCUGUGGUUACUGGUCAUUUUAUAAACUUGGAAAAGGACAAAUUUGCUAAAAGUUUCCUACGUGACGAUAACAAGUCAAUUAUCAAAAAUGCUCUAAGUAAAAAUAUAUGGAUAGAAUUAAAAGCAAACACCUACCGGAGAACCACCGAACAGCAGUCUAAAUUAAUUAAUAACAGAAGAAAAUUCGCAGAUAGUAUAUUUGAUAAAAUUUCAAAUUUCAAAUUCCAACCUGUCACUUAUCCCAGCUAUUCAUCCACCAUCUCAAAAUCAAAGCCAAACAACCAAGAAUCUACACAAGCAAUCAUAGAUAACUCAGAUUCAAACCAAAUCGGUAUUAAUCAAGAAUCUCUUACUCAUCAAAACAAUAGUACAAAUAAAAAUACUAGAGCAAACAGAAAUAAAAAAAACGAAAAAGCUCCUAAUGAAGAACUUUUGCAAUCUAAAAGUCAAAAAUCAAAAAGAAAUCUACAUGCUAAAGCUAAAAAGGCAAACAUAUUUAUUGAAUGUGAAAAUCCAUAUAUUAAUGAUUAUUUUCAAAAAAAUGAUGAAUAUGAGAAAGAAACAGAUUUGAUCUUUGAUGACCAGAAACCACAAACAAACUAUAAAGUCUUUCAAGAACUUACCCUAGAAGAAGUAGAUAGAAUAUUAGACGAUUAUGAUAAAUGCGAGGAAUUAUGGGAAACUUCAACUGAAAUGAUCAGCGAUAAACCUAUAUGUAAUACUACUGUUUUUAAACUAAAACUAAAGGCUUUAAGAACAUGGAAAACAAAUUUGCUAUUGUUCCAAAAUGAAAAAGACAAUAUCAAAAGAUGGCUAGGAGAAACUGAUUUUACAAAGUUGAAAUUUAAUUCCAAUGAUAAAUAUACAAUUGAUAAAAUCUUAAAAUUAGUAGAUGGAAAUCCUUCCAACUUUUUUGAUUCGGGUGUUCAUCAUCGUUUUAGAGCAAAAGUAUUAAGAAUUCUAGGCCACUGGUCUCUAGAAACAAAAGAAGCAUACAUUGUCUAUAAAGACCAAUAUAGAGAAAUGAAUUUGCCGAAUAACCUUGAUGAAUUUAUAAGUUUUGUCACUCUACCUGCAAAAAUUUUAAAAGAGCUAAUACAGCUUAGAGUAUCCAAUUUUGAACAAAUUAACAACGUUAGUUUACGAAGAAAACUAGUCAACGUUGCUGAGUUUGAUGCCUUAUCAGCAGAUAUCAAAUCAUAUACAAGACUAGCAAUAGAAAUAAAAAGCACACUAAACAAUUUUCUACGUCCACAAAGAAACUGGGUUAUUUCUAGUUAUUUGGGAGAUGACUAUGAUAAAACACUCUUAAGUUCUGUUAAAAGUUACUUUAAAAUGUUAAAUCAAAAAUUGCUUGAUCGAUCAAUAAGAGAAGACACUUUCAAUACAUUUAGGGAAUCUGAAGAAUUGGAACACGAAUGGAGAUUUUUCAAAGACAUUGGUUAUGCUUUUGAUUUAGUCAAUUCGGUGGAUAUCGUCUUGCCUUAUAUAAAAAUAUUUUCACACCUUUCCAUGCGAUUAAAUCUUUUUCUUGAGAAUCAAUUGAGGGAUGAAAAUCCCAAUAUUACCUCUUAUACAGCAUCAAAAAGCUCUCCUUAUCCUAACUUGUUCAAAGGGGGUUUAGUUCCUGAAAAAUUAAUAAAAUUAAUGGAAGCAGAAAAUAAAAAUAAAAAUGGCAAAAAAAUAAAGCCCAAAGAAAAUAAAAUUGAAACAUUGAAUAAGGAAUUAGUUACCAGGUAUACUUCAGUUGCUGAAGGUUUCAGCAAUUUCAAAAAAUCUUUGGAUAUAAUUGAUUCUAGAUUGGAAACUGUCUUAAAUAAUUCUUCACUAAUUAGAUUAAAAUGUCUGAACAGUAGAUUUUUGGAAUUUCUCAAACAAAAAAAUCAUUAUUUGGUUAAAAUUGGCAAGAAAAAUGAAAAUUUUGAGUUUGAUUUCGAUAAUAAAACCGAAGAUGUUUCUUUGUAUUUAUUUUGUAAUGAAUCAGCAACCAAAUCUGAAAUUUCCAUUGUUAAAGCGAUUCUAGGGUCUAAUAUUUGCUGUUCAAGAGUAAGACCUAAUUUUACAGACCUUUUAAAUGCUAAAAAUCCUUUCACCUUGCGUGAAAACCAGUUUCCUAAAAAAAAAGCUUUUUCUGAUCACCAAGAAUAUCUGAUUAUGAUUCCUCUUAAAAAAAAUUUUACUUGGAAAGGAAAUGUGGUCAAAAUAAACUUGGAUCAUAUUGCUUCAAUCACAAAAUCAGAUUUUACAGUUCCAAAGAUAUUUAACAUUUCUUCAAAUAAUUGUCUUUUGAUCACUCAUGGACUAGUGAAUACUCUUGAAUCAGCCAAGUAUCAUUUUUUAGAAAAUGUUAAGACCUUUGAAGAUGAAAAUUUUAUUUUAUCUGAGAAUAAGCCUAUGACGAAUUCCAAAGACUAUUUAACCAUAGAAUCAGACUUGAUAAAAUUUUCAGGCAUCGAUACCUGUAGCAUAGAAGCAAUUGGAAAAGAGUUUGCUGGUUCAAAAAAAUAUUCUGAUAUGAUGAUGAUACAGUUGCUCCAAAAUUUGCCGGAGAUUAGAAAAAAAUAUAAAGAUUGUACCAAUAAAGAGCCAUUGCAAUUUUUAUAUGUUUUUGUUAGAAAAUAUGUUUUAGAAGGGUUUUCUAAAAUUGCAAAUAUUAAUAAAAAAAGGAUUUUAGAUCAUCUUUUAGUUGCUAGUUUAGACUGGCUAAAUUUUAUUGUUGAGGAUUGUAAUCCAUUUGAUAAGAGCACGUUUCAAUGGGCCAUUGCUACCAUUGAAUUCACUCAUUGGUUUCUUCAAAAUUAUGGAAUACACAGGCUUCCUGAUGAAAAGUUUAAACUGUAUAAGUUUAAUGUUGCAAAUUGUGUAUCAAUCUUAGUUAUAAAUUUUGAUGUUCUCGGUGCUCGUGCUGAAUACAAUCAAAGGUUACUUAAUUUAGAUCAGGUUGGAAAAAAAGAUAACCAGGGCAAAGAUGAAGACAUUGUCGCUUUGAAAUCAAAAGAAAGAAUGAAAUUAAUAAGUGAACUCGAAUUCAAUAGAGAUUCAAUGGCUAUUAAACAUGGUGAAAUUGGCCAGGUCAUGGAGGUUUCUCGACCAGUAACAAAAUAUAUUGAUUCUUUACUGAAAAAAUAUUUACAGUUUGCUCAUCAAUGGCAUAAAGGCCCCUUAAUAGGUCGUGGAUCAUUUGGUUCUGUUUAUCAGGGAGUAGAUUUAGAAACAAUGACUUCGUUAGCAAUAAAGGAAAUCAGAUUUCCUAACACUGGUGAUAUUUCUACUGUUUAUAGUAUGAUUGAGGGGGAAAUCAGCAUUUUAGAGCAAGUAAAUCAUCCCAAUGUUCUUGGUUACCAUGGACUAAAAGUGUACAGUGACAGAGUUUACUUGUUUACGGAAUAUUGUUCUGAAGGAGCAUUAUCAAGAUAUAUCAUCAAAAAGGCGGGUAUUAUAGACGAGUAUGGUGAUCGUUGGGAAAGAUUGAUUCAAUAUUAUACUUAUAAUAUAUUAAAAGGCCUCCAACAUUUACAUAGCAAAAACAUUGCUCAUUGUGAUUUAAAACCAGAAAAUAUUUUAUUAGCUGAAAUGGCUGAAGUGAAAAUUGGAGAUUUCGGAACCGCAAAAAUGUUAAACUCUGACAAAAAAAUUAUAUAUGGAACAAAAACCAAAUUUUUUCAGUCAAAAGGAACAUCUAAAACCAGAGGAAUAACUAGUGGGACACCAAUGUAUAUGGCUCCUGAAAUAAUAAAGGCAGAUAAACGACUUAACACAGAGUCAUUUUGUGCUUGCGAUAUAUGGUCAUUGGGUUGUAUUGUAUCUGAAAUGGUUACGGGACUUAGACCAUGGGAAAAUGCAGACAAUGAGUGGGCAAUAAUGUAUCAAAUAGCAUCUGAUAUGAUGCCAAAUCUCCCUAAACCUGAUGAAUUUAGUUCUGAUGGAAUUGAAUUUAUCAAAAAAUGUUUUAUUCAAGAACCAACUAAAAGACCUACUGCUGCAGAUCUUCUCAAUGAUCCUUGGAUUGAUUCAUGUCGUGAGAUAUUUGAAGAACAAGAUGCAGUAAAAUUGCAGCAGCGCGAAGCAACACUUAGGGCAAAUCAGGAAUAUAAUCGUCAGCACUACAGUCAAUUUGUUGAUCCAAACCAAAUAUUUGACGAAAGCCAAGAAUACAACCAAAAUCAAGUAUUUGAUGAGAAUCAAGAAUACUACGGCAAUCAACAAAUUCAAUAA